UGCUACAGUUGAAGCUCCAGCAGCGACGGACACGUGAAGAGCUGGUUAGUCAAGGGAUCAUGCCUCCUCUGAAAAGUCCAGCUGCAUUUCAUGAACAGAGAAGAAGUUUGGAACGGGCCAGGACAGAGGAUUACUUGAAACGGAAGAUCCGGUCCCGACCAGAGAGGUCUGAGUUGGUGAGGAUGCACAUUCUAGAAGAGACCUCUGCUGAACCUUCUCUUCAGGCCAAGCAGCUGAAGUUGAAGCGGGCUAGAUUGGCUGAUGAUCUCAAUGAGAAGAUUGCCCAGAGACCAGGCCCCAUGGAAUUGGUGGAGAAAAAUAUUCUGCCUGUGGAAUCAAGCUUGAAGGAAGCUCUCAUUGUAGGUCAAGUGGACUAUCCUAAGUUAGCAGAUAAUUCCUCCUUUGAUGAAGACAGCAGUGAUGCCCUGUCUCCAGAACAACCGGCUAGCCAUGAAUCCCAGGCAUCUGUGCCAUCCCCAAUGGAUGCUCUGAUGAGUGAUUUAGUUCCUACUCCCACAGUGGCAUCCCCUGCUCAGAUUGUGUGCCAGUUAAAAAUCAGCACAGACUGCACUGAGACAACUUAUGUGUCUGAACAGCCUCCAACCCCCUUGCCACAGCCGCCGCCUCCAGUGCCUCUGAAUCUCACUAAUGGGAUUGCUCCUGCUGCUGCCAAACCUCUUCCAACUCUUAUAAAGCAAAGCCAGCCAAAAUCUUCAGGUGAGAAGUCCCAGCGUAGCAAAAAAUCCAAGGAGCCGAAACCAAAAGUCAAGAAGCUGAAAUAUCACCAAUAUAUUCCACCGGACCAAAAACAGGAUAAAGGAGCUCCCCCCAUGGAUUCAUCUUAUGCCAAAAUCCUGCAGCAACAACAGCUCUUUUUACAGCUCCAGAUCCUUAAUCAACAGCACCAACAGCACUACAACUAUCAAACCAUCCUCCCAGCUCCACCAAAGCCUUUAGGAGAACAGAAUGGCAACAGCACCCCAGCCUUGCGUAAUCUUUCCACGGCUGCCAGCAACGCCUCUUCUCUUUCUUCUAGUUCUAAUGGGCUCUUGCGACAAAAUAGCAAUUCUCCAGUAGGCAAACCUGGGGCUCUCCCUACUAACCUUGAUGACAUGAAGGUGGCAGAGCUAAAGCAAGAGUUGAAGUUAAGGGCAUUGCCUGUUUCGGGUACCAAGACAGAUUUAAUUGAGCGGCUCAAGGCUUAUCAAGAGCAGAAUGGUAUAACCAGCCGAGUAAUUGCUGCUCCGAAGGCUAACACAGCAAUUCUCCCGAAGACUACUGAAGUGGUGGUAACUUUCCCAGCUGCUCGGCUGAGUACAGGUCCUGCACUUGUCAAUACAGGCCUUACUUCAGCAGAGGUUGUUGUAGCCACUGUCACGGGCAAUGGGGUCAUGAAGUUUGGGAGCACAGGCUCAACUCCUCCUGUGUCACCCACUCCCUCUGAACGUUCUCUGAUAAGUGCUGGAGAUGAGAAUUCAAUCAGUGGUGAUACCUUUGGGGAGAUGGUGACUUCUCCCCUGACUCAGCUUACUCUACAAGCAUCACCAGUCCAAUUUUUGGUAAAAGAAGAGAGUUCCAAAGGUAACACUUGUAGCACAAAUGCAAUGUCAAGGGUAGAGUCUAGCAUGAACAACAACAAAGACAUGGAGGUCCAGGAUAAAGACCAGAUGCUGCAGGAGAAAGAUAAGCAGAUUGAGGAACUCACCCGGAUGCUGAAACAGAAACAGCAGUUGGUGGAGAUGCUAAAGCUGCAGCUGGAGAAAGAAAAGAGAUCUCAACAACCGCUGUCAACUACAGUUGUUGGAGAAGAAGACAGAGCUACAGUCUGUGAGCCCUCUAUUUUUGGCACCUCUGUCAAGAAUGAAAAAGGCUUUGUGAGUUGCCAAUCUGUGGAGCAGCUGAACUGCCAAAUUGACCAACUAAGACCCACACAGACCACCAGCCAAAUGGAGACAUCAGAUACAAAUUUAGUGCCAAAGAAAGCAGUGAUGGUGAAGCAGGAGGUGCUAGCUGCUGAAACUGAGCCACCAUGUCAGACCUCAUGUUUUUUCCUUGGACAACAAGCUGGAGGUUUCAGUGAUUUCAUCAAGGGAGCUUCCCCCCCUACCCUCAUCACAGAUUCCACAGGGACUCACAUAGUCCUCACUGUGACCAAUCAGAAUGCUGAAAGGCAGAACCUCUCACCUCAGGAGAAAGUGGGAAGCAGUUCGUUGCCAUUGAAAAGAAUAUCAUCUCCAUCUACAAUAGCACCCAGCAAGCCACUUAUAAAGAACUCUCCAUCAUCUCCUGAACCUCCACCAAAGGAGUCCACCCAAAAGCGUCAGAAGUCAGGUCUGCAAAUGGUCACUGGACAGCUGCCACAAACAAUCUUAUCUUUUUCUGCAUCUCCCAACUUGCAGCCGUUCUUCCUGAACGGCUUCCACAAAGGACCGCCGAAUGCCAGAGUUCCUGAUAAAACUGGCCAGUCCAGUGAGACAAAAAAGUUUCUCUCACAGCCAAGUUCUCCAGCUCCUCCUUCUCCACCCCAUAUGGACCUUGAGCAGCAGAAGCAGAGCCCUUCCUUCUUUGGCACUUUGCCACCAAUGCUUCUCCCUGCCACCUCAGUUGUGAUGAAAGAACCACCAGGCUAUGAGGAGGCUGUGAAGCAGCAACCCAAGUCCUCCGAGGAGAAUGGCUGCUCAAGUCAGCAAAUGGAUGAUUUGUUUGAUAUUUUAAUUGAACAUGGAGAGAUUUCAGCUCAAUUCAAAGAAUCUCCCUCAGCAAAGAAAGAUCCCACUGUUACCCCAAAAUGCCCUUCUCCAUCCAGCAAUCAUCAUUCCUCAGAGCUUUGUCUGCAGGGGCACCCAAGCUCCGUUAAUCCACCAGGCAGACUGGAAGACUUCUUAGAGAGUACCACUGGCCUCUCUUUGUUGACGGCAGUCCCUGAUGGAACCGAGCCCCUAAUUGAUCUCUACAGUGAGAUGCUAAGCAGUUCAGCUAUCCUGGACCAUCCAUCCUCACCUAUGGACACAUCAGAAUUGCACUUUGCCCCUGAAUCUGCCGGGGGACCAGGUUUGGACUUGGCAGAACCCAAUUUGGACAGCAUGGAUUGGUUGGAGCUGUCAGGAGGGCCAGUGAUGAGCCUUACGCCCCUCAGUUCUGCAACCCCUAGCCUCUUCUCCACAGAUUUCCUUGAUGGACAUGAUUUGCAGCUGCACUGGGAUUCUUGCUUAUAACUUUUUGACCAAGUAAACUGAAGGGAGUACAGGUGGGUGUAGCAGAUGAGCAAGAAUUUAAGUAAACAGUGCAUCUAAUGAACCUUCUUUUUUCUCCCCCCCCCUUCCCAAUUUUGACCAGUUUUUGUAACGCUAGAGCCAAGGGCAAGUACCCAUGAUGUUUUCUGAAUGAAAAUUCAAUCUCAGGAAAGCUUCCACUUUUUCCAGUGGUUUGUCAAAAUGUGGCUCUUUCCUCAAACAUUUAGCAAUUGCAUCAGAGUUCUAUGAGUAACUGCAGAUACUUCAACAUAAAGGAGAAGUUGGAGCAGUUCUAGGCAAAGGAUCCAGAAAAAUUCAUUGGCAAACACAAUUCUCCUUGCUGGAGAUUAAUCUAUCUAAUUGGAAAGCAUUAAAAAAAUUGGAAAAAGUUAAUUUGUCCACACUGUAAAGAUUUUCACUUAGAAUAUGACUCAUCUGGGAAAGGAAAUGGGGAAUUAGGAUGAAUUCAUACUGAAGUUUACAAUCAGCUCGGAGGGUUACAUUCUAGUUAAAAUAGCCUUUUUCUUGAUAAUGCUGUAGUAUAUGUGCUUCCUGCCUACUAAGAAAGCUAAAUCCACAUUAUAUCAUAACUUAAGAGAACAGCUCUUGCUGUUCUGGAUUGCCCCAAUGUAAAAUAAACAGAGGGCCAAUUA
Messenger RNA from Protobothrops mucrosquamatus (brown spotted pit viper), 3886 nucleotides. RefSeq names its product myocardin related transcription factor A (gene MRTFA). Gene Ontology annotation, biological process: smooth muscle cell differentiation. The record is from RefSeq and is a predicted model, not a curated record. The coding region runs from base 60 to 3215 and encodes 1051 amino acids. The transcript is spliced from 14 exons. Lineage: Eukaryota; Metazoa; Chordata; Lepidosauria; Squamata; Viperidae.